GAGGUGUGCGCUGGCAGCCAGCCCGAGUCCAGCCCGCUCCCCGCUGAUUGCCAGAAAGCUAACGAGCAAAUGCUUCCGCUUUCACGCUGUUCCCUCCCCUCUGGCUGGACCUGCAACCUGUCCCGAGGCUGUGUUAGGGCCAAAACUGGAGCUUCUGGGGCAGCAGAUUAGGUAAAAAGAGCGACUCAGCGAAGUAAAACCGAGUGAAGGAGGGCCGGAGGGGCCAUCCAGCGUGCGGGGCAGGAGCUGAGCAGAAAGUAUCGGGUUUUGUGGUGUCGACGAGCCACUGCCUGCCUUCUUUCCACCGUGGGUCUCGGGGAGAUGAGCAUUUCGUCGGAGCACAAGCCCCUCGGGAAGCAGGUCACCGGCAGCCUGCACACGGUGAGUAAGCUAUCACCCAUCGUGGAGCUGAACGUCGGGGGGGAGCUGUACACGACGACGCUGAGCACCCUAAAGAAACACCCUGGCUCCAAGCUGGCAGAGAUGUUCACCGGCCAGCCCAAACUCAGGCGAGACUCAGAAGGAAGGUUCUUCAUCGACAGGCCGGGCACCUAUUUCAAAUACAUCUUGGAGUACCUGCGCAGCAACCAAGUGCCCACCCAGUGCGUCCAGGACGUCUACAAGGAGGCCUUGUUCUACGACAUCGAGCCCCUGAUCAAGCAGCUGGAGGACUCCCCGCAGAUUUUCGGGGAGCUCGUGGCGAGGAAGCAGUUCCUGGCCCGCGUGCCCAACUACAGUGAGAACAUCGAACUGAUGAUCCGCAUCGCCAGGGCGGAGGCGGUGGCGUCCCGCUGCUCUGGUGUCAUCGUCUGCGUUGUCCGAACGGAGGAGGACGCGGCCAGGUGCCAGGAUGCCUUGAACAGUUUGGACAUGGACAAAAAAUCCGUGGUGAAGUUCGGCCCCUGGAAAGCAGCGCCGAGCAUCUCUGAUCUGCUGGACUGCAUUCAGAUGGAUGUUGAAGCCAAAGGGUACAAGAUAUCCUUCCAGCCCCACGUUGCCGAGAAAGGUUUUCGCUUCAAAUCGCACGACUUCUUCUACAAAUUCCUGUUCACCUGGUGGUAGAAAAGUGCCACCGCUGAUGGAGGGCAGAAGAAAGCAAUUAUUUAAACAACUUUACUUCGGCUGUGGAGGCUGUGGGCCCACGAAAGACUCUCUGGUUGUUUGCCAAAUUAAAGAGCAUGUUUUGUUGGGCUUUUGGGGAUAACUAUACAAAAAGUGUGUGUCUUGAAAUGCAGUAUGAUGUUUUCCAAAAUCUGUAUUCCUUUUGUGUCCACUAGUACUGACUAUAUUGAGAAGUAAAGGCACUGCAGAGCCAGAGGUACCAGGAAAAGGAGGAAAUUUAAUCUCUGUUGCCAACAAUUAGAUGAAUUGAGGGAGCCAGAUUUGAGGGUUGAGCCAAUCUUACUCAACCUAAGGGAAAUAAAUAAUCCCAAAUACCUCCUGUGGACAUGCGUCAUUAGUCUCAGUACAAACAGGAACACUCUGCUGCCUUAGGGUCCAAGCUUGUUACUAGGGUUAAGAGCAGCACAUGGACUUGUCCGCCGCACUCAGCUUUAUUUUGACUCAUAAACACCAAGAUCUAGAGUCUCUUCACACUAACGUGCUGACCUCAGAGCCUUCUCCUUGCUUUGAACACCCAUAAAUUAAAGUCUGUUGUACCAGAAGCUGCGCAGAGCGUAGCAGCUGCAGUUUUAUUAUCAAUAAACACAGACAGUAUUGACUAUAAAGGACACAGACCAACCUCUAAAUACUAGCAAACACUUGCAGUGUUGAAAAAAAAAAUCAAUUUUGUAAAGCAAGAGAUCAAAUCUGGAAGUAGUUUUGAGAUUAAAGGCAGGAGUACAUAAAGUCUUUCCUCUGAUUAAUACUUCACUGUUUCUCAUGAAUAAUAAUCAUAAUUAUAAUCAGACAUAAUCUGAACUGUGGAAAAAAAAAAAAAAAAAAAAAAAAGGAAACUCCAAGUGGAAUCACUGAAAGCUGCGUAAAUACUUACUCAACUUGAAUUUGGAUCUUUAAUGAGAAAGCAAAAGCUCUGGCUGUCAUGGUUUUCAUACCAGAACCUAUGUUAAAAAGAAUUUCAGUGUCCCAGUCUCUCCUCUUGUUCCUUUCUAGCCUGCUCUCCAGCCAAUGUAUUUAUUACUGCUAUUUAUUAUUUAUUUGGAAGGAAAGAUAGCUUUCCUUUCAGCUAUGGUCUAGGAUCAACAAAAAAUAAAAAUGCCAUCACUGAUAUGAGGACACACACUCCUCUCUCCUGUCACACUACUUCAAUCUUUUUAUUGGGGCAUUCAUUAUUAUUACAGCACCAUUUUUAAUUUUAUAAGCUUCUGGAAGAAUAGGGAACCCCCCUGUGAUUUGACUGGAAGGAAGUGCCACUGAAGCUAAGGCCUGGGUCUUUAAUGGUUAUUCUGCUUUACAGCAUAUGUCUUGGGUCCUAAAUCAGGUAUAAAAAACAUGUCAAUAUUC
Molecule: messenger RNA, 2463 nt
Organism: Anas platyrhynchos (mallard)
Lineage: Eukaryota; Metazoa; Chordata; Aves; Anseriformes; Anatidae
Gene: KCTD14
Product: potassium channel tetramerization domain containing 14
Biological process (GO): protein homooligomerization
Molecular function (GO): protein binding
Source: RefSeq, a predicted model, not a curated record